Molecule: messenger RNA, 2669 nt
Organism: Dissoconium aciculare CBS 342.82
Lineage: Eukaryota; Fungi; Ascomycota; Dothideomycetes; Mycosphaerellales; Dissoconiaceae
Exons: 4
Coding region: 426-2354 (642 amino acids)
Biological process (GO): regulation of DNA-templated transcription; nuclear-transcribed mRNA poly(A) tail shortening
Cellular component (GO): P-body; nucleus; CCR4-NOT core complex
Source: RefSeq, a predicted model, not a curated record
UGUCCUUUCAUCAUUUAUUAGUAGUUUAACAAUCACUUCCGUCGGCAUCUACAGUGGCGGAAUUUCCGCUACACAUGUUUCACUCGUCAUCCGCGGCUUGCUGCGUCAAUCUUUAGUCGAUCUGGUACACGAUCACGUACCAUCCAGCGCUUCGCGAUUCGAAAGCUUGGCGCUCAGCCUCUGCCGAACCGUGACCUGUGAAUACAGAACAGGGAGAUCUCUCCUCUCAGGCCACCUCACGUCGACAUCAUCUAUCGCUCUAUGAGCUCCAGCACAUUAUCGCAUUUGCGCACCACACCGCGGACCCGAUUCCCGUGCAUAUCCAACCUGGCGGCCCUCUCGCUCGCCGCGCAUUCACGUCCGGCACCUCCGCAUCAUAGCAGAAGCCGAGCAACGAGCGUCACAGCGCUCCACAUAUCAGCACAAUGGCGGCGCGAAAACUACAACAAGAGAUCGACAAGGAAUUCAAACGAGUCGCAGAAGGAGUCGGCAUAUUUGACGGUCUCUACGAGAAGCUCGUACAAGCCAGCAAUGCUUCCCAGAAGGAGAAAUUGGAGGACUCCCUCAAGAAGGAGAUCAAAAAGCUGCAGCGCUCAAGAGACAAGAUCAAGGGUUGGGCAAGUCAGAAUGACAUCAAAGACAAGAAGCCUCUAUUAGACCAGCGGAAACUGAUCGAGACGCGCAUGGAGAUGUUCAAAGCUGUGGAAAAAGAAAUGAAGACCAAGGCCUUUUCCAAGGAGGGAUUAUCAGCAGCCGCCAAACUGGAUCCGAAGGAAAAGGAGAAAAUGGAAAUGUGCCAGUUCAUUUCUGACAUGGUGGAUGAGAUCGGAAGGCAACUGGAGAGCAACGAGGCUGAGACAGAGACACUGCAGGCUGGGCUCAAGAGAGGCAAGAAAGAUACCGCUAAGGGCGAGCGAUUAACAGACCUAGAAAAGUCGGCAGAUCAACACAAGUGGCACAUGACCAAACUGGAGGUCUUGCUUCGAUCGCUGGAGAACGGCAGCGUUGAGGUGGAUCAGGUGAAGGACAUUGAAGACGGCAUCAAAUAUUACGUUGAAAACAAUUCCGAAGCCGAUUUUGUAGAGGACGAUUCUCUGUAUGACGACCUGAAUCUGGAAGAGGAAGAGGACAUGUUCGGCGUCAACAACGACAACGACAAAGGCUCAAGUCAGGACGCGCAAAGUAUACAUGACGAUCCACCUGACGACAACCCGCGAACGAAUAUUACGAGUGGGCCAAAAGGCAAGCAAGUGGCAACAGAGGCGCCCACCACUGGUAGGCGGCCUAGUGUGCAGCUCAAGUCGCCUCUGCCUGCUCUUUCGACCUUACACGCCAGCUUGCCCGGCAAUGUCAAUGGCAAGCAAUCUGAGACGAUGAAGCCUGCGCCAUUACCAACAAUACCGACGGGACAGCCUUUGAAAUACGCAUCUGCAGCAGCCGCUGCGGCUGCCAGCGACAAGAGUGGUGUGGGAAUUUCUCCAUUGCCUCCACCACCUGGGAGCGGCAAAUCACUGGACACAGCAUCGCCUGCGAUCACGGCUGCACAGCCAGUCAUUCCGGCGCCUUCGCCAGCGGCUGAGGCGCAACAGACAAGGCAUUCGGAACCAGCGGCGAAACGAGCGACACCUGCACCAAGGGAAGAGCCCAAACCUGUGGAACCAUCAGAACCGACACCACCGGCAUCGCAACCUGCCAAGUCCACGUUGACGGCGACCGCAUCAACAACAGCUGCGCAACCUCAGGAGUCAAGUUCAACAAAGGGGCUACAACCUCCGUCGCCUGAUUCGGGCAUUGCCGGAAUUGCUUUGUCACAAGGGGAUCCAUCACACGAGGAGGAAGAGGAAAGCAUAUAUCAUCUGCCCUCUUCUCUUAGUGAUCUGCUGGAGUCGUUUGAGGAGACGAAACAACGAGCAAAGUCAGAUCAGCCCUUCGAUUUGGGCAUGCUGAAUGCAUCGCGAUUGACCUGCCCGACACCGCUCGACGCGGAGAAGCCGAAUCACUACCAGCCUCAAAAUCCGUAUGCAUAUACUCCGGCGCACUACCCGCAGGAACCAUUGCCAAUCUUCGACGAUCCGAGAUUGUACAGUCGAAUCGAUACCGACAGCCUUUUCUACGCUUUCUACUAUCGGCAAGGAACAUAUCAGCAAUAUCUUGCCGCCAAGGCACUGAAAAGCCAGAGCUGGCGUUUCCACAAGCAGUAUCAAACGUGGUUCCAACGGCACGAAGAACCUAAGAAUAUCACCGAGGAAUUCGAGCAAGGUACAUAUCGAUUUUUCGAUUACGAGAGCACAUGGAUGAACCGAAGAAAGGCAGAUUUCAAGUUCGCGUACAAGUUCCUCGAAGAUGACAUUUGAGGAAGAGAUUGACCUAUACUCUGCGUCUCCCGGCUCGCGGACCGUUCACCUCAAUCCACGGUAGUCCCAGCCAGCGUACGCUCGCUUUUUGAUAUAGUCCAUCGAAUACAAUUCAACUGAGGUCCUCCGGCCACCAGAUUGGAACACUUGUUGCCCCUUAUCAGUGAUCUUCGUCUGGUCCCACUUAGUCUUGAUCAGGUAUAGCUUUGGCGUGUGACGUGACUGGGCUUGGUCACGACGUCAACGGUACUCGCACGUGACUUAUGAGGGUACGGGUUACGACAUUAAUUACAGUGUACAGCAUCUAUCUUUGAC